GUAAAAUAAAAAUCGAAGGCCCAAUAUAAUGCAGACAGAUCCAUCGUUCAAUAAUAAUAUCUUUGACUGACAGAAACACAAAAACUCCCACAGAGACGAGAAUACAAAAUCUAUAAUCAUCCUCCAUCGAUCAUUGAUUGCAGAGAGGACCCCGCUUAAGGACAUCUGCAUCUAAUCUGAGUCUUUAUCCAAUCCAUAUCAGGGUUGUUGGUAUCAUUUCAAGAAUGACGACUUCUGUUUGCCCUUUCUCGAAAGCUCCUCGUCCCGACGAUGCUUCUGCUCGAAAACAAGGCGAAACAGCUGCUUCUGGCUGUCCUUUCUCCAAAGCUGCUCGUCCUGACGACGCCUCUGCUCGCAAACAAGGCGAAACGACGGCUUCUGCUUGCCCUUUCUCUAAAGCUUCUCGUCCCGACGACGAUGCCUCAGCUCGAAAGCAAGGCGAGACGGCGAAUAAAGGAUGUCCCGAAAACGAAGGAAGAUUGAAUAAGGACUCUACUGAUGAUUCUGCAACUGUGCCUGCCAAGUGCCCGUUUGGUUAUGACUCCCAGACGUUCAAGCUUGGGCCUUUUAGCUGUAUGCUGUGUCAAGCUCUUCUAUAUCAGAGCAGUAGAUGUGUGCCUUGUACACAUGUGUUCUGCAAAGUGUGCCUAACACGGUUUAAGGACUGCCCUCUAUGCGGUGCUGACAUUGAAAGCAUUGAGUCUGAUGAAAACCUUCAAAAGAUGGUUGAUCAGUUUAUUGAAGGCCAUGCUAGAAUCAAGAGAUCUGUUGUGAAUAGCACAGAAAAAGAAGAGGUGGAAAUUGAUAAUAAAAAGGUGAUUUACGCUGAUGUUUCCAUGGAAAGAGGUUCUUUCUUGGUGCAACAAGCUAUGAGGGCAUUUCAAGCCCAGAAUUAUGAAAGUGCAAAAUCAAGGUUGGCAAUGUGUGCCGAGGACAUUCGAGAUCAACUAAGGAGGGAGGGAAAUACACCAGAGUUGUGUUCACAGCUUGGUGCAGUCCUUGGUAUGCUCGGCGACUGCAGCCGAGCAAUGGGGGACUCAAGUUCUGCAGUCAAUCAUUUCGAAGAGAGUAUUGAAUUCCUUAUGAAACUGCCGAUGGAUGAUUUGGAGAUUACACAUACACUUUCUGUAUCGCUCAAUAAAAUAGGAGAUCUUAAGUAUUAUGACGAGGACCUACAAGCUGCAAGGUCGUAUUACUGUCGUGCUUUAAAUGUUAGACGUGAUGCAAUGAAGCAACACCCAAAAGCUCCUUCACAAAUUUUGGAUGUGGCAGUUUCCUUGGCUAAAGUUGCGGAUAUAGACAGAAGUCUACAAAAUGAAGAUGCAGCCACAGAUGGUUUCAAGGAAGGCAUAGCACUGAUGGAAUCUUUGAAACUGGACUCUGAAGAUUCUGCUCUCGAGCAACGACGUCUCUCUGUGCUUGAGUUUCUGAAGAAGCAAGUAGAGAAGCCUGAACAGUCUGCAGAAACUGCACUCUGAACCAAUACAGGCUUAUGUAAGUAUAUAUAUAGACUGUAUACCUAAGUACUUCCCUGUCGCAUUUUGCUGAAUAAAGGAACGAGAAAGCGAAUAUGUUGUGUUUGCACUUAAGGGUCAAAGAAACGGAGUGCUCUCUGUGUCUUGUGAUGGUUUCAAAUGCAGUACUCUUGCAAUACUAAGCAUUAGAAAGCAUGAUUGUAUACACUCUACGCUACGAGCUUAUGAAAAAAAAACUAUGGAUUAAAAAUGUAAGAACCUUCGAUGAAUCUAAGUGGUUGUUACUUGUUAUAUUUGUAUUUUCUCAUAUCGGAA
Thlaspi arvense is the source of this 1790-nucleotide messenger RNA. The record is from the annotation of a GenBank genome assembly. NCBI's taxonomy places the organism in Eukaryota, Viridiplantae, Streptophyta, Magnoliopsida, Brassicales, Brassicaceae.